Molecule: messenger RNA, 626 nt
Organism: Asparagus officinalis (garden asparagus)
Lineage: Eukaryota; Viridiplantae; Streptophyta; Magnoliopsida; Asparagales; Asparagaceae
Product: calcium-binding protein PBP1
Exons: 1
Coding region: 145-483 (112 amino acids)
Molecular function (GO): calcium ion binding
Source: RefSeq, a predicted model, not a curated record
UGUCAUCUCGACUACCUACACAUCUUCUCCUCCCUAUUUAUAUAUUCCCGUUCCCCCCUCCCUUUCUUCCCAAAAUAACCCAAAGCUAGCUCCUUCCUCUUCCCAGAAUACCCACCAAAUUAACUUAAUUUCCUUUCGAUUGAUAUGGCUACCAACAGACCCGUCGAAUUCGAAGACUAUCUCCCGACGAUGGCCGAAAAGCUCGGGGAAGAGGGCCUGAUGGCGGAGCUCUGUAACGGGUUCCGGCUGCUGAUGGACCCGGGCUCGGGCCUGAUCACGUUCGAGAGCUUGAAGAGGAACUCGGCCCUGCUGGGCCUGGGCGGGCUGAGCGACGAGGAGCUGAGGGGGAUGGUGAGGGAGGGGGAUAUGGAUGGGGACGGAGGCCUCAACGAGAUGGAGUUCUGCGUUCUGAUGGUGAGGUUGAGCCCGGAGUUGAUGGACGAGGCUCUGCAUCAGGUCGCGGAGGAUGGGUUCUUGUCGUAGCUUUUGUAAUUUUGUGAAUUUUCUUCUUCUUCUUCUUCUUCUUAAAAUGAGACGAUCGAACACCUGGCGUGUGGAGAUUGUUGUUCUAAUUAAUUGGUGUUUGUUUUUAGUUUCUAUGCGCAUAGAAUGAGGAUCUUAACUCG